GGUGUUGCUAUUACACAAGAGAAUUCUUUAUUAGACAACACUGCAAGAAUUGAGGGUUGGGUAGCUAGAUUUCCAAUGUUUGACUGGGUGGGUGGUAGAACCUCUGAAAUGUCUGCAGUUGGUCUGCUUCCUGCAGCGCUUCAGGGAAUUGACAUUAAAGAAAUGCUUGCUGGUGCAUCAUUGAUGGAUGAGGCAAAUAGGACCACUGUGGUGAGGAAUAACCCUGCAGCAUUGCUAGCUUUAUGCUGGUAUUGGGCUUCUGAUGGAGUAGGAUCCAAGGAUAUGGUUGUUCUUCCAUACAAGGAUAGCCUAUUAUUAUUUAGUAGGUAUUUACAGCAGCUGGUCAUGGAAUCAAUUGGGAAGGAGUUUGAUCUGGAUGGUAAUCGGGUGAAUCAGGGACUUACCGUCUAUGGAAACAAAGGGAGCACAGAUCAGCAUGCCUACAUCCAACAACUGAGGGAGGGUGUGCACAACUUCUUUGCAACAUUCAUUGAAGUGCUUCGUGAUAGACCCCCUGGCCAUGAUUGGGAGCUUGAACCAGGUGUCACAUGCGGUGACUACCUGUUUGGAAUGCUACAGGGAACAAGGUCUGCUCUGUAUGCCAAUGACCGCGAGUCCAUUACAGUUACUGUGCAAGACGUGACACCUAGAUCUGUUGGGGCACUAGUAGCACUGUAUGAGCGAGCGGUUGGGAUUUAUGCCUCGCUGGUCAACAUUAAUGCUUACCAUCAACCUGGCGUGGAAGCUGGGAAAAAGGCAGCAGGAGAAGUACUAGCUCUCCAGAAGCGGGUUCUUCAAGUACUCAAUGAGGCCAGCUGUAAAGAGCCCGUUGAACCAUUAACACUCGAUGAAGUAGCCGAACGUUGCCAUGCUCCCGAAGAUAUUGAGAUGAUUUACAAGAUUGUUGCGCACAUGGCUGCCAAUGACAGAGCACUGAUUGCCGAAGGCAGCUGUGGUUCACCACGGAGCAUCAAAGUUUUCCUUUUGGAGUGUAUUGUGGAUGAAAUAUAGGCAUGAGUUGUGACUGCAGAACCACGUUUUGUAAGUUAUUCCUCGUGUUUUUGAUUUUUCACAUAAAAAAGGCUUCCAGUCAACUUGUUUUGAAAGUCUGCUUUGGAUCUUUUGUUAGUAUUGAGAAUAAUUACGUUGGAAUUAUCUGGAACAAAAAUCUUGUUUUGAGUUCUGUUUCUCCACACUUUCACUGUCAUGCUAUAUGUUAUCGCUUAUGCUUAGUCUCAACUACAAGAAAUUCAUUUGAAGGGACUGAAUAAAUUUGUAGCUCGUGUUGCAUCGGAGAACUCUGAUUCCUUCAAGCAUGCACAUCAAUUGCAAAGCCCAUUAUUGCGCUUUUGGUAU
Camellia sinensis is the source of this 1356-nucleotide messenger RNA. The record is from RefSeq and is a predicted model, not a curated record. NCBI's taxonomy places the organism in Eukaryota, Viridiplantae, Streptophyta, Magnoliopsida, Ericales, Theaceae.